AUGGUCGUGGACGUGGACGUGGACGUGGACAUGGACGUGGACGUGGACGUGGACGUGGACAUGGACGUGGACGUGUGGACGUGGACGUGGACGUGGACGUGGACGUGGUCAUGUGGACGUGGACAUGGACGUGGACGUGUGGACGUGGACGUGGACGUGGACGUGGACGUGGACGUGGACGUGGACGUGGACAUGGACGUGGACGUGGACGUGGACGUGGACAUGGACGUGGACGUGGACGUGGACGUGGACGUGGACAUGGUCGUGGACGUGGACGUGGACGUGGACGUGGACAUGGUCGUGGACGUGGACGUGGACGUGGACAUGGACGUGGACGUGGACGUGGACGUGGACGUGGACAUGGUCGGUUCUUAG
This is a messenger RNA of Closterium sp. NIES-65, 375 nucleotides long. The record is from the annotation of a GenBank genome assembly. NCBI's taxonomy places the organism in Eukaryota, Viridiplantae, Streptophyta, Zygnematophyceae, Desmidiales, Closteriaceae.